Molecule: messenger RNA, 6669 nt
Organism: Acytostelium subglobosum LB1
Lineage: Eukaryota; Evosea; Eumycetozoa; Acytosteliales; Acytosteliaceae
Exons: 4
Coding region: 1-6669 (2222 amino acids)
Molecular function (GO): protein binding; endopeptidase inhibitor activity
Source: RefSeq, a predicted model, not a curated record
AUGAAGAUCAACUUCUUAACAACUGGCUGUUCAAAGAUAACAUUUGAUAAUGUUAACAAAGAUGAUACAAUCGAUUCAUUAAAGCUUCGUUUGUUCAGAGAACACUCUGACCUAUUGCCACAGCCAACCACUGUAUUUGAAUCACCUCCACCUCCUGUAUCUGCAGUGGAUGCAAUGCAGGUUGACAACAAACCACAACCACAACAAUCACAACAAACACAUAAUAAUGAAGAGGAUGAGGAUGUAGAGAUGAAGGAUCACACCAACUUGCCCGCUCAAAUACUUCAUCCAUAUCAGAUACGUCUGAUAUUCAAUGGCAAGCAACUUGAGAAUCUGUCCACUGUGGAGGACAACAACAUUGCUGAUGAUGUCACCUUGUUGGUGGCCGCCUCGCCCUUCUACCUUCUAAAGGGCCUGAUCAAUGCCGAUAAGAAGGAGGCCUAUUCCACCAGUGACAAGAUAUUCACUGGUGCCAAGGUGAACGAUCGCGUUGGCUACGUGCUCUGCGUCGACGACCAGGUGUCCGACACAUCGUUCCAGUUCUCCAAGCUCGAAGCCCUCACACCAAAGGAGGCCUCUGACCUGCUUGUCAGGAUGCCCGCGCUCGAAGCACCACCAACCAAACAGGACAACUUCAAGAUGUAUCAGUCCAAGCGACCCAGUGAGUCCUCGGGCUUCUUGUCAUCACUUCUUGGUGGCCAUAAGAAGGCCAGCUCUGACACAGACUCUGCAUCCAACCUACAUGUUGAGUUUGAUUCAUUGUCGCUGGCACCUCAGCCCAAGCGUGAAGAGGCGGCACGCAUCCCAAUCGUCUACCUCACCAAGACACCCACUGGCUCCAACGUCUAUGUACAUCGCAUCCAAGUCGUCUUCAAUCGUCCUUUCAUCCCAUUGGCUGCCACACUCUCAGAGUUGACCGUGCCCUUCCAGCUCGAGCCUCAAGUCCCCGGCGCCAAGUGGCACUGGAUCGAUGGUGUCACCUGUGUCUGCUCCAUCGACAUGGCUCUGGCCGCAUCAGAUCGCAAGUUUGCUCAGUCCACCACAUACACAAUCACACCACUUCUGGACGUCUUUAGAUCGUACGAUCCAGAGGUCACUCAAUCAGAGAUUGGCCAACCAUGGACAUUCGAGACGUGCACACAAUUGCCAACAUUCGGUGGCUUCAACAACAAUGUAGAGAAGCCUCAGCUCUUUAUCACUCUGUCUCAGUCACUGCCCGAGUCACAACGUGCCACACUGGACAAGUUGAUCACAGUGCGAUCAAAGGGUACCAUACCCUACAACACUUCUUUCAAGCUGCUUGCCCAUGAUGACGAGCUGGUCAGCAAGACAAUCCAAGAAAACAUCCGUAUGCUCUCGCCCGACAAGGUCAUCAUCAUUGCUUUGGAACAAUCACUGAAGCACAAGUCCAAGUAUGAGGUCAACAUUGCCAAGGGACUAAAGUCCACUGAAGGACCAUUAAUGACCACUACCGUGACCAAGAUUGAGUUUAAUACACCAGACGUAUUCUCAAUCCUCAAGGUCAGAGCUCAGAAUGGAUCAGAGGGCACUCAUUUGAUUGUUGACUUCAAUCAGAGUGCUGGAAAGUUGAGCACUGCUGAGGUACUGGCAGACGGUCAUGUUGAGGUCAUACCAAAGGUUGUUGGAUUUGAAUUGAAGUGCCAUCAGUACUCAUGGAGAAUCAAUGGUGACUUUGACCUGGACACUGAGUACAAAGUCAAGUUCAGAGACAUCAAGAGUGAGAGUGGUUCAACCAUUGCCAAAGACUCCUACACUGCCACCUUUGAGAAAGAGAAGGCAUCAAUCACUGUCAACGAUCAAUCAUGGACAAGGAAGUACAACUUGGAUCCUCUCACAAGACCUUACUUCCAAGUAACUACCAAGGCAGUAUCAUACUUGAAGGUAGCAGCGUAUGCUAUGAGACCAAAUCAAUAUAGUCACUAUGCCAAUGGAUACAAUGAUACACCAUUGUAUGGUGGCAAGGAGACUCCUAUGCAAUUCAAGGAUUUGAAGUUGAUCAAGACAAAGGAGGUCCAGAUCCAGAAGAUUCCAAAGAAGUCCACAGACACUGUGCUUGACCUCAGUGACUUCUUUGGCGGCGAGACACCAAUGUUUGCCAAGAACAGUCUCAUCUUGCUCUACUUUAGCACGACAGUCAACUCCAAGCUCGUGCAGACCACCAAGAUACUCCAGUACACGCCAUUCAUCAUCAAUGUCAAGAAGACUGCAUCGGACUUUAUCGCAUGGGUGACCAACACGACGACCAACCAGGUUGUCCAGACACCAUUGAUCGAGGCCUACAAUGAGACCUUGAACUCUGAUCCCAACCUCUCUGUUGUCGGACACAAUGGUGCUGUGGUACUUCAAACCGACGACAAGAAACCGAUUGAAUUGUUGACGGCAACAGUCACCAUCAACAAGGUCAAGUACACCACUAUGAUGCCCAUCUCACUCAGGCACACCAAGAACACGAGCGACAAGCCUGUGUGGCACGUGAUCGACGACCUGGGAAUGUACCGUCCAACCGAGACGGUCCACGUGCACGGCAUGCUGCGUAUGGUCGACGAGGACGGCAUCCAGACGCCUCUCGAAUACUUUGGCGACAACCAGAUCAAGUUUGUCAAGUACACCCUGACCGACACCAGAAAGAAGGAGUUCUUCAAGGACACCGAGGUCAAGAUCAACGAGCUGGGCAGCUUCCAGCUUUGCUUCAAGUUGCCUGAGGAUAUCAACUUGGGAGACUGCCGCCUGGCACUGUCAUGCACCAACGGCAGCGUUACCCAUCGCCACGAGCACACUGUUCGCGUGUUGGAGUGCAAGAGGAAGGAGUACAACGUCGAGGUAGACGUGCGCAAUGCCAACAAGGUUCUACAGUGUGGCGAGCCAUUCUACGUGGAGACUGUGGCCAAGACAUUCACUGGCGAGAUCAUGGCCAACACCAUGGUCGAGUACAAGAUCCAGAUCGACGAGUAUACGCCCACACUGCACACUGGCUUCCAGUUCAACAGCCAAGAUUCAAUGUAUGAGCCGGGCGAGCAUGAGUACGUGUCGAAGCGCAACCCAUCUGGCAAGCACCAACUCCGCCUCGUCCUCCAGGACUCUCUGUUCCCCGUGCGCGUCAAUGUCACGGGCACAAUCAAAGACCUGACCAACGUGUCCGAGUCCUUCAGCAAGGCGUUCAAUGUACAUGGCCAGUACCGUUACUUUGGAAUCUCGAGCAGGAAGGAGGCCUUUGUCAAUGCCAACGAGCCAUUUGAGUGUUCGCUCGUCGUCGUCAAGUCCAACGGCAAGAUGCAAAGCGAUGGCAAGAUCAGGGUAGACAUCAAGCAGGUGCCAUGGGACGAAGAGUUGCCACCAUUGAAUGUGCACACCGGCGAGAUCGUCCCCUCCAAGACUGAGCCCACUGUGUUUAAGCACGUGUUCCCCAACCGCGGCGCCUACAACCUCAAGUUUGUGUACGAGCGCGUUGGUCAGCCCAACCAGACAUUCACCUUCCCCCUGUUUGUGCUGGGUGAGCAGACCGCCACAGAGAAGGAGUACCGCGACACCAUUGCGCCAAUCGUCAAUGCAUCGACGCCAUACUUUGGCGCGCCAGCUGGCAACCCUCUCACAAACAAGUUCAAGACAGACUUGAAACUCACAUUGAAGGACGACGUGACCACGCCAAAGAUUGGCGAUACCAUUGAAAUGCUGUUGACGACCAAGUUGACUCGUGGCACUGGUCUGGUUGUACUCUCCAAGGACAGGACGAUCAUGGCAUCCAAGCCAUUCCAGUUUGAGAAUGGCGAGUUCAAACACCAGCACCUGGUAACAAAGGAGCACUUCCCAGCUGUCAACAUUUCGUUCUUUGUCGAGGGUGUUGGCUCAAUCACCUCGGACGGCCUGUCGGUUGAUCGUUUCGCCUGUGGCCAUUUGUCCAAGGACAUCAAGAUAUCCAGGGAGGACCGCGAGCUCAAGGUCGAACUGCUGCCAUUCCGCAAGUUCCAGACGCCUGGCCAGGACAUCACGCUCAAGUCACGUGUGCUUAACAACCAGGGCAAGCCAGUAUCCAAUGCCGAGGUGAUGUUGAUCGUUGCCGAUGAGUCUUUGCUCAAGCUCUCGAGAAAGACCAUCAAGGACUGGAUGCCACUGAGCGAGUUCUACUCUCGUCGCCAAUUGAGUGGCGAGACCUGCUUUACAGCAAUCGACCAGACAUUGUUCUACAGACCAAUCGAGAAGAAUGAGGUCGUCCCAAUGGUUGCCUCCACCCUGGCCAUCACCGUGCGCUACCUUUCUGGCCGUGUCAUCCAGAUGACGCUGCCACCCUCUGCCAACCUGGACGAGGUGAGAAAGGUGGUGCUGGCCCGUGACGGUCUACCAUUCACCAACCAGCGUAUCUUUUACAAGAACAAGCAGUUGGAGUGUGGCACUCUCGAGGAGAAUGGCAUCACCACCGACGCCACUCUCAACCUGCUCAUCCGUCUGUCUGGAGGUGGUGACGAUGGCAAGGAUGAGAUCUUGGACAACCUGCCUGCCCUCAACCUGCUAAAGGUGCGUGACAACUUCAAUCCACGUGCUACCUUCCAGGCCAACAUGUUCACUGACGACAAUGGAGAGGUGUCAUUCGAUUUCAAGCUUCCAGACAACCUCACCAAGUACCGUAUCAUGUUGGCUGCGAUGACCAGCACAUCAUUUGGCACGACCGAGGAGUUCUUCACGUCCACACUGCCAGUGAUGAUCAGACAGAGUCCACCAAGAUUCCUCAACUACAACGAUGAGUGCACAUUCCCCGUCAUCAUCCAGAACAUUGUCGACUUUGAUGUAGAGGUGCAUGUGGCCUUCCAGACCACCAACUGUCUGUGCGAGGAGAGCGGCUACAAGGCUGUGAUCCCUGGCAACUCGAGGAUCAACGUACCACUCAGAGUGCGCGCAAUCACACCAAACAGCACAUCAGUGGUGCACGUGGCAGUGUCAAGCAAGGUGAUCAAUGCACCUGGCAUCACUGCCGAGUUCACUGAUGCAGUCAAGUUUGACUUCCCAGUGCACUCACCAUCAUGUGUCGAGUCCAAUGUGAUCAACCAUAUCUCCACCAAGAAGAACCAGGUCAUCAAGCAAGCAGUCAAGUUUAACAACUGGCAACAACUGGAUCAAGAGAUUGGAGGUAUAACCGUCAACCUCUCAUCCACUACCUUUACAAAGUAUUCAGAGUCCUACAAGUAUCUCUUGGAUUACAAGUUGGCUUGCUCAGAACAAAUAUCAAGCAAGUUGAUGUGUUUGGCAGUGUUGAGGAACAUGCCAGAGUUGUUGGAGAAGGAUAUCAAGUUUGAUGAGAAGAAGGUGGAUGAGACGAUGAAGGGAAUGUUUGAGCAAUUGCUAAAGAGACGCAAUGACGAUGGAUCAUUCAAGUAUUGGGACAACUCGACCAACACUUAUGAAUACGUCAAUCUCUAUGUGUACUGGGUGUUGCUCUCACUCGAGGACAUUGGAGUGGAAGUACCCGUCAAGCUAAUGGCCAAGUGCAAUAAGUAUCUCGGCACCUUUAUCGACUCGUUCGACCUCGAGUCCAAGCAGUACAAGGCCGACUCCCACACCUACCUCGCCAAGAUGGCCUUUGCAUGCUACAUAACCGAGCGCUACACAGUCGGUGUGACUGCCGACGUCCAGGAUGUUGCCGACUCGAUCAUCAAUGACUCUUGCCUCAAGGACUACCAGUCUUGCAAGUACUUGGAGAUCGUCGCCUACUUGCUGCCCUUCUAUCUGCCCAACACCAAGAUCCUCACCAAGUUGGAGAACAACCUCACGAUCACUGGCACCAUGGCCUAUUUCAACACUGGUGAGAUGGAUGGCAUCUACUCAAGCACACGUGGCAACUGUCUAUUGAUCCAAUCGAUCGACCAGUACUUCAGCGACAGCCACCUUCUCCCCAAGCUCAUCAGUGGCCUAGAGACCAAGUUCAACACUGACCGAUGCUGGUACAACACGCAGGACCAUGCCUACAUCCUGCACACUGUCUAUCAAUACUUUUCCAAAGAGGACAAGCUGUCCCAGAAGUUCAAGGCACAGGUCUACCUGAACGACCACACACUCUAUGAGCAACCGGUCAACCUGUCGCAGGAGUCGCCUUUCCACUCCACCUUCAUCCCCAUGAAGACAUUGAUCAAGAACCAAGGCGAGAUCUUUAUUGAGAAGCAAGGCAAGGGAGACUUGUUCUACUCAUUCAUCUUUGACUAUGCCUCGUUGAACCAGUUCUACAAGUCAGUGUCUGGUCGUGGCUUCAUGAUCAAGAGGACAUUCCUGCCACUUGGCAAGCCUGACGACGUUCAAUACUCAGUCGACGCCAACACUCAGAUCACAACAUGCACAAUCAAGAGUGGUGCAAGGAUCAAGGUCAAGGUGGACAUUGAUGUGGAGCAUGCCUGCAAGUUUGUUGUGAUUGAGGAUCGUCUGCCAGCUGGUCUGGAGCCCACCAACGUCACACCAUACCGUCACUAUUGGUAUGACCAUAUGAACCUUCGUGACAAGGGAGCUGAAGUGUUUGCCGACAACCUCUACCGUGGCACACACUCAUUCACCUACAACGUCGUGGCCCUCUGUCAUGGUAACUACAUCUGUCCACCAGCCAAGAUCGAAGAGAUGUAUUGUCCAUCAACAUUUGGUCGAACAGAUACAAUCAUUGUAAAGGUUAUCUAA